GAAAGUGCGAGAUGCUUCCUGGCUAUUGUCAGCCUGGUCAUCCAUCAGACAAAGCGACAGAGGAGGCAACUCUAUAAAAGUCCCAUCUUUACAGCAUUUUUGCUCUCUGUUUGUUUUCAGAGGGGGAAAGAAAAGUCAGAGAGAGAGAGAGAGAGAAUAGGUAAUGGUGACAGCAGAAAACUUUUAGACUUGUUAGCUGGGUUUCUCUGUUUAUUUAUCUCUGAAUUUCUUGGAUAAUGGUCAUUCUGAGGAUUGAGCACUGAAGGCAGACCCUUCCCCUCUGGUCCUUCUGCAGGAGGAAGGCCCUCCUCCCGAGCCCCAGACCAGCGAGUGGUCCGUGAUGUUCAACUUGAUGGGAGGUGGGCUGUUGUGUGCAGCCUCUGGCCUGGUCCUCCUCAUCGUUGCCACGGCGACAGACUUCUGGAUGCAGUACCGCUACUCAGGCAACCUCAGCAACCAAGGCCUCUGGCGGUUCUGUGUGGGGAACAAGUGCCACCCCCACACCAUCACACUCGCAUUCUGGGAUGCCACCAGAGCCUUCAUGCUCCUCUCCAUCCUCUCCUCCUUCGCCGGGAUCAUAUUGGGGCUGACCAUCUACUCCAGUAGUGCCCGAUCCACACGCACUCGUUCUGCAGGAAUCACACUCUUGAUCGCAGGACUCUUUGCUUUGCUGGGUAUCUCGGUGUAUACGGGAGUGACAGUGAGUUUCUACGGAAAGCGUUACGCCGAAUGGAGGUUCUCCUGGUCCUACAUUCUGGGAUGGAUCGCUGUCAUCCUCACCAUCUCAGCAGGUGUGUUCCACAUCUGCGCUGUCCCCAGGAACUCAUCUUCUGACGGCUCUGACGUGGCAAGCGGCUGACCCUCUGGGACGCUGGCCCAAUUCCAUCCUGUCCAGAUGUCUGAGAUUAUUCCCGCUUGGGACUCCUGACUUUGUCGCUGCCUCUUCCCUCAUAAGCCCUCCCCAGAUUGUCUUUCUGGAUCUGCACAACAAUUACACAAAAAAUCAAGAAGGUUGCUGUUGAGAUGCUGGGGGAAACCCUAUAGAAAUGGUUCUCCCUGUGACGUUGCCACACUCUCAAGGAGUGGUUGAAGUGUGAUUGAAUUGCACUGCCAUUUUUUUAUUAUUAUUUUUAGGGAGGAACUGGCUUUUCAAUGGCCUUGCCAAGGGACUCCAGCUGAGUCCUCCAUGAGCCAAUCCCUGCAACAGCCCUUGCCAACCCCGCGUCCUCCAGAUGAUCUGUACUGCAACUCCCAUCAGCCCCAGCCAGCACAGCUAUUUUGGACUACACCAUCCAUCAGGCUCAGCCAGCAUGAUGGAAAUUGUAGUCCAAAACAUCUGGAAGGGCACUCAGUUGAGGAAGGCUGAUCCAUACACUUACUACUGCAUUCGCAUUGAGCGCAUUCAUCCCCAGGCCAAUAAGGCUUCAAUCCCAUACCAGUUUAUCUGGCACUAAGCGUCACUGAAUUCAAUGGGACUUACUUGUGAGUAAACAGGAAUAGGCUUCCUCUGCAUCUCUCUCAGGUAAAGCUAUAAUUUGAACUCCCUGUUUUCACCUCUUUUGCACUGGGCAAAACAACUGGGAGGAAGGGUAGAUAAAAACCAUGAUGCUAGGAGAAUAGUGAGUAAAUAAGUAUGGUUCAGCCAUGACGGCAUUCUUGUUAUUGGUGCAGAGCCGCUGUCAUUUCUCUCCCCAGGCCUUUGUCCUGCCUCAGCUCUCUAGUCCAGGUUCAUGACAUUUGUGGCAUAAAUUCACUAGAGGGCAGCAGCUACCAAGCCAGUGGAGGAUUCAGCAAUGUGCAAGCAGCAAACCUCUGGUGUAAUCAAGUGCAUGGGGUGGUCUGCACACCAAACAUUUAAAGCACAUGACCUCCCCCCCCCAUAAUUGUUUGUUAAGGGUGCUGGGCAUUGUAGCUUUCUGCGGAGUAAACUACAGUUCCCAGCAUUCUUUGGGGAAAGCCAUGUCCUUUAAAUGUCUGAUGUGUGCUCAGUCUAUGUCAGUGUGCUUGCUGAUGCUCCCAAGGUGUUCAGCCCGAGGAAAAAGGCUUUUGGAUGCUGGUGUGGAGACAAGGCAAACCUAGCCAGUCUCUCCUGUCAAUUUUGGACAAAACCUGGGCUGCCUCACCAAGGGCCUGUGCAGAGGGCCACGUUGUUUUCCCAAGUCCUUGCAUUGAACAGGAAAAAUAAACACCCAUUUUCUCUCCA
Molecule: messenger RNA, 2203 nt
Organism: Podarcis raffonei (Aeolian wall lizard)
Lineage: Eukaryota; Metazoa; Chordata; Lepidosauria; Squamata; Lacertidae
Product: lens fiber membrane intrinsic protein-like
Exons: 5
Coding region: 341-859 (172 amino acids)
Cellular component (GO): plasma membrane
Molecular function (GO): structural constituent of eye lens
Source: RefSeq, a predicted model, not a curated record